CCAGACUCCAGCACAUUGACCCACAGAGCACUCUCACACCACUCUCACAUCCUCAUCGGUGCUGAAAGAUCAAACAACCGCCAAGAUGAUGACGAAAGCCGCGCUCCUGCUGUCCGCUCUGACGCUCUGCUGCUGCAUCGCCUCUCUGCAAGCUUUUCCGAGGGAGCGCUGUAUGUGCAUCCGGACCAUCUCUUCUCCCAUGCCUCUCGGAAUCAUCAAGAGAAUCGAGGUGAAUCCCAUUUCAGGACUCUGCCGACGAACUGAAAUCAUAGUCACCAGAAGGAACGGCUCUCAAGUUUGUGUGAACCCAGCGGCGAACUGGGUCAACGUACUGAUCAGCAAUCUGCAAAGGAAACAGAAGAUCUUCAACUCCCUGAAUGAUUCUUCAGCUCACUGACAGCUUUCUAAUCCUCGUUUAGCUUUACAUGUCAACAGAGAAAUGGACAAAUGUUUGUGAUUGAGAGGCAUUGUUACCUUUUUUCUGUCUUUAUUUACAUGGGAAUGUGUCUAUUGUCUCCCUCUGUCCCUGAAAACAAAUACAAACAAAUGAAGCCAUUAUUUUCUCGGCCCCAUGCCAUGGCAAAGUGUCUUAACUGAUAUUUCAAUACAAAAAUAGACCUGAAAAUAAACAAAAUAGGGCCCCAUUUAAUAGGAUAAUGGUAAUAAAAACUUAACUUGCAUCAUAUAACGCUGUAUAUUUCCCCACUCGGGUAUCAUGUCCACCCUGAUCACAAUACAACAUUUAGCCACUGGGUUUAAUUGCCUUCUGAAUAAUUGUAUUGAGUUAUUUAGCUUGUCUUGUUUUAAUUACAGUCAAGAUGGGAACUCCGGCUCAACCACUGUGUCACCCAACGCUUCCACAAACAACUUCUGAUCACAAUCUGUGGCAACAUGUGACAUAACAAUGGCUUCAAUUAAAUGUAUCAAGCUGUGAAUUAAGAUGGGAGGGCUGAGAUAUGUCCAGCUUUAAAAACUACCUAAUGAUUCAAAUGAUUCAACACUUUCAUUAAAAAUUCUUCUUUUGCCUUUCUUGUGUUGCCUUUUUCGGAAAAUGUCAAUAAACAAUCUGUCUUACUUAUUUCUCAGAUGCCUGAAGUACUGACAGUUGAUAGUACUUCACUUUAACGGGGCUGCUUUACUCCCAUGUUAUAUACAUUUUAAUGUGGAUUUCAUUAUUGCUGUAUGGAUACUCAGAUUCUAAAAUAUAUAAAUGUUGCUAUUUCUUUUUUUUAAAACCAUAACUCUGUACUGUGAAGUAAUUCUGUGAUGGUUUUAUUACAAAAUCAAUAGAAUGCAAAGAAUGCUUUCCUGUAAAUGUGAAUACACAAUGAUGCUGGGCUGGUACUGUAACCUGUCAUUUUAGUGUUGUGUUAUCAUUACUUGUCUUCUUAUAAAGAAUAAAAGAAGAGAAAAAGGCCA
This is a messenger RNA of Trematomus bernacchii (emerald rockcod), 1419 nucleotides long. Its product is annotated as interleukin-8-like. Gene Ontology annotation, molecular function: CXCR chemokine receptor binding; chemokine activity. Gene Ontology annotation, cellular component: extracellular region. The transcript is spliced from 4 exons. The record is from RefSeq and is a predicted model, not a curated record. NCBI's taxonomy places the organism in Eukaryota, Metazoa, Chordata, Actinopteri, Perciformes, Nototheniidae. Gene Ontology annotation, biological process: inflammatory response; cellular response to lipopolysaccharide; chemokine-mediated signaling pathway. Bases 86 to 397 code for a protein of 103 amino acids.